Blepharisma stoltei is the source of this 1531-nucleotide messenger RNA. Lineage: Eukaryota; Ciliophora; Heterotrichea; Heterotrichida; Blepharismidae. The record is from the annotation of a GenBank genome assembly.
AUGAGAAUUGCAUGAUUUUUUAUUAUAUCAAUCUGAACACUAGUAGAAUCCACCACUUCCUGUGAUAGCGAUUCCCACUGUUUAGCUCCCUACCAAUGCUUUAAUACCCAAUGUGAAAUCCUUUUUGCUGGAACUUGCAAGCGAGAUGUUGACUGCAGCAGUCUUCACCAUUGCAGUGAUGGGAAAUGCGAACAUAAAUCUCUUUUCCCUAUACAAGGCUUAGAAGUCAUGGGAACAGUCAUGACCAUUCUGAUUUCAGGGCUGUCUAAUGCAGCAGGAAUUGGAGGCGGCCCACUUAACACUAUAACUACACAGGUUUUUUUUGGCUUUGACACCUAUAGAGCUGUAGCAUUUUCUCAGGUCGCGAUUUUUGGAGGAAGCCUGAUGUCAGUCGCACUAAAAAUCCCUGCUAGACAUCCUACAAAGGAUCGGCCUCUGUUGGACUAUGAACUAGUCGCUUAUUUAAUAGCGCCUUUAUUAUCAGGAACUUCUAUAGGCGUUGCUUUACAUUUGAUUUUUCCUGACUGGCUGACUGUCACUUUAUUAGUGAUUUUGCUUGUGUAUGUUUCUUAUAAAACUGCUAAAAAAGGGAUAAGUAUAUAUAAAGCAGAAACAAAACAUAGGAUUAGCUUUGAUAGCAUAAAUCCUGAAGCCGGGCCUGAGGUGUCUAUAUUAGAUAAAGAGCCUGAAGAGGUAAAAGAAGAAAAUUUGUUAUUGCAAAACCAUUUAAAAGAAGAAAAAAAAUUAGUUCCAGUAGGCCCUGCAUCCACAAUUGGGUUGAUCUAUUCAAUUGUGUUAUUGGCUUCGUUUGUUAAGGGCGGAAAAGGGGUGAAUUCGAUAAUAGGGAUUUCGCAGUGUUCAGCUGGGUAUUGGAUUUUUUUGAUUUUUUAUUUUAUUGUGCUGAUGAUUAUAACUUGGCACUUGGGGAAUAAUUUAUAUAAAAAUUAAAUGAAAAAUAAUUUUUAAUAGAAAUAUUAAAUUUAUUUUGGGGAAAAAAUAGGUUUUGUAAGGUAGAUGGAAAAUUAUUGUUAAGUUUUAGAGGAUAAUAGAAAAAACCAAACAAAGAAUUGAGGCAAAUUAUGAUUUUGAUGAAAGUGAUCCUAAAUGGAACAAAAAAUCAGCAACUAUUAUUGGAUCAGUGACUUUUGCUGCUGGAAUUGCAGCUGGUAGUUUAGGAAUAGGAGGAGGCUUAAUAAUGAACCCAUUUAUGCUUGCCCUUGGAAUCCGGCCUGAAAUAUCUACAGCAUGUUCAAAUUUAAUGGUCUUAUUCAGCUCAUCAAUAUCAUUUUUACAAUAUUGUAUUAGUGGAAUUAUUAGUAUUGACUAUGGAAUUUGGCUAUUUAUUUCUUCUCUAUGUGGGUCUUUACUUGGCUUCAUAGUAAUCAAGCAAAUUUUAAAAAAAAUAAAUAGGCCGUCUCUCAUUAUUUUACUAUUAGCCUUUAUGCUUACUGCAAGCUUAAUAGGAAUUUUUGUUACAGGAAUUGCGACUAUUAUUGAUGAAGAAUAUUAUGGAUUCUCAAGCAUGUGUUAA